This is a messenger RNA of Harpia harpyja (harpy eagle), 2965 nucleotides long. RefSeq names its product mucin-2-like. The record is from RefSeq and is a predicted model, not a curated record. The transcript has 6 exons. The coding region runs from base 196 to 1743 and encodes 515 amino acids. NCBI's taxonomy places the organism in Eukaryota, Metazoa, Chordata, Aves, Accipitriformes, Accipitridae.
GCACCGGCCCCUGGGAAGGGGGUUGCAGUGCCCGCCGGUGCUUCCCCUCCCUGUCCCCUGGAACGAGGAAGCGGCUCCGGCCACCUUCAGCCGUCACUCGGCAGUGUAGUCCUCCGCUGGCACCAUCCCCUCGCCCUGCAUCCCCGCGUGCAGGGACCUUUCACCACCCGGGGAUUGAGGGUGCUGGCUCUGGACAUGGCUGGGCAGAGAGGAGGGCUGCCCCUGCCCCUGCUGCUGCUGAGCCUUGCCGUGCUGGACUUCACUUUAGGGACCACCGUCACAGAUGUGACAGUCACCAUGUCCCCGACGCUCCCUACCUCCUCAACACCUACAAAGACCAUGGCACUGCUGCGCACCACCGACUCCACCACCGCGGCCGCUGUCCCUCCUUCCAGCCCUGAAACCUCCACCCCAGAGGUGCUGACGGAUGCCUUCACAGCCAGCGAUGCAACGCCUCGCGGGAGCAGCGCGGCAGCCUCCAGCAUCACCACACCGCAGGCGAGGGGCAGCACAGCCCGCAGCACUCCUGGGUCGCCCACUGGCACCACGGUGCAGCCUGACCCCACCCCAACAGGGCCAGGGCUCACCAGCGGCACCCCAACUCCAACCCCCAUGGCCACGACACCCAACUGUGCUGAGACGACCAUUGUCACGUCUGUGGGGACCAGCACGGCCCUGGCUGUCAGCUCGUUUGGAGUCAAAACAAGCCCACUGCCUCCCUCCCCCUCUUCUCUUCUCUCCUCCACCUGGGUGGGCACCACGCUUGGCACCAGCACCCGCCAAGGGCCAGCCGUGACCACGCUGCUUGGCAGCACAUCCCCAGGGACCGGCAGCGCCUCUUCACCCACCGCACCGGCACCGACAGCCACUUCGGAUGAGCCCUCGACGACCCCGCUGGACACCACGGCCACCCCCGUUACCAGCACGGGGGUCCCUGGGAGCACCUCCGCCCUCAGCCAGCCAGCCGGGACCACGGCCGGGACCACCCCUGGUACCUCCACCCCGACAGCACCUGAGACCUCCAGUGCCGCCGCGGGUACCACUGCCACGGAUGUGACAGUCACCGUGUCCACAGCUCACCCUACCUCCCCAACACCUAUGGAGACCUCGGCACUGCUGCCCACCAGCACCUCCACCACUGCAGCCACUGUCCCUCCCUCCAGCCCUGAAACUGGAGCCUCCACCCCAGAGAGGUCCAGCACGUCACCGGGGCCCGGCAGCACCUCUUCUCUCACCAUGCCUCCUCCCACCGCACCAGCACCGACAGCUGCUUCGGCCGAGCCCUUGACGACCCUGUCAGACACCACGGCCACCCCUGAUACCAGCACGGGGUUCCGUGGGAGCACUCCUGCUCCCAGCCAGCCAGCGGGAACCACAGCCAGAGCCACCCCUGGCAUCUCCACCAUGACCUCGGGGCUAGUCCCAGGCACCCCGACAGCACCUGAGACCCCCAGUGCAGCUACGGGCAUGGAGCCCUCUUCCCCCGCCACCGACUCAACCCAGACCCCAGAGGUGACCCUCAGCACCCCUGCAGACCUACCAACGACACUGCCUGUCUGCCCCACCGCCACAUCCAACACCAGUGCAUCUCACCUCUUUUUGUCACUGAGGCUAACUGUCCCCUUGGACCUGGGGAACACCACGGUGCAGGAACUGGUGUUGUCCAAGCUCCGCAGGGACCUGCAGACGGCGUUCCCAUUUGCCGGCCUGGCAGUGGAGUGGCGAGGGCACAGGAGGACCUGACGGCUGCUCCUCGCCUGGCCGGCACCCGUGUGGACUGGCAAGCCUUCUUCUCCCAGCUCCUUACUCCACGGCGACGCAGCCCUUCGGGGUAACCUGUACAGCUCCCCUUGAACCUGGGAACACCCUGUCCUUCACUGCACACCCCCAGAGGACCCCCAGUGCCUCCCGUGGGCUAGGGUGCCCCUGCCCCUUCCACAGCCCGUCUGUAGAGCCCGAGCCCUCCCACCACACUGCACCAGCCGUGGGACCCCCCAGUGCUGCUGGGGGGCUGGGAGGAGGGGACCCUGCAGGGGCUGGGCUUUUACAGCUGGGACUGAGAUGGCUCAGCCACAAAAGCCACCCUGGGGAUCGAUGGAUGAGAGCAAGGAGACCUGGACCCCCCGGUACUGCUGUGCCCAGGGCACUCGAGGGCUCAGAGCUGGUGACCUCUGUGGUUUGCAGCCUGGGGAGGCUGCGGUGCCCGAGGUCUUCAAGAGAUGCUCCACGGCUGCUUCACCUCCAGAGCGGCCCAAGAUGGACCCUGGGGUGGCUCUGGGAAGGAGGCAGGAGAGGAAAAGAGCCUGCCUCUCCCACCUGAGCCCUGUCCCAGGUCCAGCUGAGCUCCUGAGCCCUGCAGCACAGAGGGCGAGUGAAGCCAGAGCCCCGCACACCAUCUGUCCCCAGCUCGCCUACAAUAUUGCUGACAGAGGAGCACACCCAUGCCAACAUGGGCUGGCCAGUAAAGGAAAUCCCACGUUUUCUGCGGCAAAGAUGAUGACUUCUUUUUUUUCUGAAUUGCCUUCCCCAGUUUUCAGCUUUGCCACCUAGCAGAGGUACAGGCAAGAAAAAACGGCUGAGUUCCAAAAGCUUCGCAGCGGAGACGGGCUCAGGGCUGUCCCCUCCUGUCAGGGGCUUCUGCAGAUGUUCCCAAGGAUGGCUUGGCACCUCGACAAGCUGGGGGGGUUCCCGCUUUCAUGCUCUCUGCCCCAUGACACCCCAUGGCUGCCAGGGCAGCUGUGCACACCAUGGGGCCGUGGAAAUCCCGUGGGCUGUGCUCCUUCCCUGUUUUUUUCCAGUCCCCACCUAAGGAGACGGCCGCAGCGUCUGUCCCCCUGCAGCAAAGUCAUUUAUUAACUGAUUAAUUAGCCAGAUAAAAUCCAACUGAAGCAAUUAUUAGCCUAAGCAAGUCACCUCGCCUGGAGAUUGAAAACUGAAAUAAUUAGCAAAAUAGCUGUGUUGCUCA